Messenger RNA from Drosophila grimshawi, 2015 nucleotides. RefSeq lists its product as uncharacterized. The record is from RefSeq and is a predicted model, not a curated record. NCBI's taxonomy places the organism in Eukaryota, Metazoa, Arthropoda, Insecta, Diptera, Drosophilidae. The transcript is spliced from 3 exons. The coding region runs from base 169 to 1794 and encodes 541 amino acids.
AGAGUAAUAUUUGUGUUUCGGCUAACUUCAUCGUUCCAAUGAAUACUCCAAUAACUAAAUAGCACCGUACAAAUAGUAAAUUGUUUGUAUGCUAAGAGAGUGCAUUGUGACCAAAUUAAGUUUAGAGUUAUCAUUUUAGUAAGUUGGACAAGCGACGAGCUUCCUAGCAUGGACUUUGCCAAUGAGAUGCACGAUCACUACCUGAAGGAUUUUAUUCAUUCACUGCAGUUAGGCAGCGAGGAUAGCAGCGACCAUAUGCACAGCCAAAACCGGAGCCAGAGUGAGUCCUCACUAAAUCCCAAUGCAGCCGAAUUCGUGCCCUCCUUCAUGAAAAUUAGCGAUGGCGCUUAUGAGGUUAAUGUUAAUGAUGAUGAUGACAAUCAAUUGAUCAGCUCGACAACGACGCUGGUGAACAAAGUGAUUAACGGUGAUGGUCUUCACGUCAACAGAGAUGAUUCACAGAGCCGCAUUCAGCGCCAACUCUUCUAUUUGAUGAAACAAUUGGGCACAUCAAAUUUGCCGCUCUCUGAUAUUCAAUUGAGCCUAACACCCAACGGCCAGGGCAUCAAUGUGCAGUUCAUGCCCAAAGAGUAUGGCCAACGAAAUCCUUUGGACGAACAACUUUGCAUGGCAGCUGGCUUUCGGCUGGAAAUUGGGGAUUCUGUAUUGCAAUCCAAGCGGCCCUGCAAAGCUGUAGCCGCACAAUUUCUGAGUCGCAUGAGUGAACUGCUGGAGGAGAAGAGUGAAGAGCAGACUCUCUGUCCACAGUGUACGGGAAUGCCGAAAAAGUGUAUCUACACCGAACUGGAGAUUGAGCGACAGAUCGAGGACAUCAAGGGAUUUGAGAAGCUGAUCACAGAGGAUGCGGGUACACGCUAUCAGGAGGCAUUCAAAGAGCUCUGCCAAAAACUAGGACUUACCACCAGUGGAGAACAAUCGAUGGAAUCAACUGCUGCACCUGCUGCCCGGCAAAACGACGAACUAAAUGCCGUUGAGGAGCCCUACGAAUGGGAUUCGUUUACAGCUAAUUAUGAUUCAACGUACAACUGUGCGGCACCCAGUGGCUUCAAAUUGCCCGUGAAUAAGCUGUUGGAUGUGCAGCAGCAGCAACGGAAACAGGACCAAAAAAAGCAAUCCAGCUCAAAACUGAAUGUGCCGACAAAAAUACAAACUAAUAUGUCCUCCUCCUCGUCCACUUACCCCAAACUGUACAAGAUAAAUCAGGGAAAAUGGACGGGUUCGCAAGGAACACGCGUAGCCAAAGCAAGCAAAGAGAGCAAAAUCCAACGAUCCCGCUUCAGCUCACUUGGCUUUAUGGCAGCAGCAGCAUCAGCGGCAGCAGGCACAGCAACUGGAACUGGCAUAGCAACUGGCACAAUUGGUUCGUCCAAGAAGCUACCAGAGCGACCGCAGCAUGUUAAGGAAGAUGGGUCGAUUCGCUCGUAUCAGCGUGAAUCGCCUCAGAAAUCGGGUAUUGUUAGCAAUAUACUUGAUAUGCGGGCCACACAAAUUGGGAAGCCAACACGCAUCUGCAAAAUGGAGCCACCGCGCUCACAGCAACAGUUAGACCGAGCCCAAGUCCAGAAUGUAAAAACAGCACCAACCACAAGCCGUGCCAGCACCAUGGCUCAAGGGCAGAGCACCAAGAUUAGUUCAGCGGGAGCUCAACGAGUGCUUGCACCACGUAGCACGCAUGCAUCCCAGAUGCGUCAGUCGGAGGUGAAGCGUCGCCUCAACUUAAUGCGAGGUGACAACGAAACUGAUGUUCAAUUUAAUGAGUAUCUAUUCAAAUGAUACAGUUCGAAAAUACUUUUUCAAUUUAUUUAGUUGGUUUUCAAAACAGCAUCGAUCGGUUGCCGCUAUCUCAAAGUGGAGCUUAAUUGUUAUCAACAGAAGAGUUUGUUAGACGAGUUUUUAGUCAGGCAAUAAUUGCUUUGCUGAGGAUUGUUCAGAAUUUAGCAGGCAAUGGAUUGUGUGAUUAUAGUGUAUACAAAUUAAUAAAUCGUUUCGUGUUA